Balaenoptera ricei (Rice's whale) is the source of this 450-nucleotide messenger RNA. Its product is annotated as small ubiquitin-related modifier 2-like. The record is from RefSeq and is a predicted model, not a curated record. NCBI's taxonomy places the organism in Eukaryota, Metazoa, Chordata, Mammalia, Artiodactyla, Balaenopteridae. Bases 63 to 350 code for a protein of 95 amino acids. Gene Ontology annotation, cellular component: nucleus. Gene Ontology annotation, molecular function: protein tag activity; ubiquitin-like protein ligase binding. The transcript has a single exon. Gene Ontology annotation, biological process: protein sumoylation.
GUUUGGUGUGGACCUGGUACCUCUUUUGUGAAGCGGCAGCUGAGGAGGCUCCGGCGCUCGCCAUGGUCGAUGAAAAGCCCAAGGAAGGAGUCAAGACUGAGAACAACGAUCAUAUUAAUUUGAAGGUGGCGGGGCAGGAUGGUUCUGUGGUGCAGUUUAAGAUUAAGAGGCAUACACCACUUGGUAAACUAAUGAAAGCCUAUUGUGAACGACAGGGUUUGUCAAUGAGGCAGAUCAAAUUCCGAUUUGACGGGCAGCCAAUCAAUGAAACAGACACGCCUGCAGAGUUGGAAAUGGAGGAUGAAGAUACAACUGAUGUGUUCCAGCAGCAGACAGGAGGUGUCUACUAAAAAGGGAACCUGCUACUUUACUUCAGAAUUCUGUUCCUCCAGACCAAGAAGACAUUCUCAAUUAGAAAACCUCAAUUUGGUUCCACCACAUCCUGACUAC